Molecule: messenger RNA, 1005 nt
Organism: Panicum hallii
Lineage: Eukaryota; Viridiplantae; Streptophyta; Magnoliopsida; Poales; Poaceae
Exons: 3
Coding region: 1-1005 (334 amino acids)
Source: RefSeq, a predicted model, not a curated record
AUGGCAACCCCCGCCGCCGUCGCGCUGAGCAUGAAGCUCCUCGUCGACCGGAAGGCGCGGCGGGUGCUGUUCGCGGAGGCGGGCAAGGACGUCGUCGACUUCCUCUUCUCCCUGCUCGCGCUGCCCGUCGCCACGGCCGUGAAGCUGGUCGGGGAGGGCUCCGUGGCCGGCAGCGUCGGCAACCUCUACGCCAGCGUCGACAGGCUCGACUCCACCUACGUCCAGCCCGGCGCCGCCAAGGACGCGCUCCUAUCGCCUACGGUGCUCUUGCCGGCAGGGGGCGCCAGCAGCUCCCUCCUCCGCCUGCCGGAGCCGUCGUCCGUGGAGCCGGAGUCCUUCUACAGAUGCACCAACACUAGCAAUGACAACUGCAGCUCCUACAUCACGGACGAGCACGGUAAGUCGUGCCCGACCUGUCGCUGCUCCAUGACGACGGCAGCGCAGUACCUCUCGCCGGCGAGGUCCGACCAGCAGACGGCGGGGGGCUCGGCGGAAGGGCUCGUGCAGGGCGUCGUGACGUACACGGUGAUGGACAACCUGGCGGUGACGCCCAUGUCCGCCAUCUCCGGCAUCACCCUGCUCAACACCUUCGCGGUGAGGGACCUCGCCGACCUCCAGGAGAAAACCGUGCAGCUCGGCCACGACGAGGGUCUGGCGAUUCUGAAGGCAUCGCUGGAGUCCAAGACCGUGCUCACCGACGUCUUCCUCGGCGACAAGAAGUGCCCAACACAAGGUCGUACGGCCUCCUUCACCGAUCCCCGGCGCGUGCUGUUCGCGGAGGCCGGCAAGGACGCCGUCGACUUCCUUUGCUCCCUCCUCGCCCUGCCCCUCGCCACGGUCGCCGCGCUGAUCGGGGCGGGCUCCGUGGCCGGCAGAGUCGGCACGCUCUACGCCAGCGCCGAGCGGCUCGACGACUCCUACGUCCUGCCCGGCGCCGACAAGAGCGUGCUCCUCCGCCCCGCGCCCGCAGACUCGCCGACCGCAACCGCCAGCAGCUGCAGCUAA